CGAAGAGAAGCCGGGGAAAAAGAGAGGGGAUAACUCUCGCGGUCCCGGCCGUCUCCUUCCUUCAUGGAUAGGACUUCCCCACUCUCUCGGUGGUGUUGAUGUUCUCUCUCUUCUUACGGCAGUUCAACGCCGGUCGUGCAAUCAGUAUGGUUCAAUAUUCGUUUCGUUUACGUAUAUGUUUGGAGUUUGAAAAAUUCGACGUGAAAAAGCAAACAAGUUUAUGCUCAACUGUGCGUGAAUCUUCUUCAACGCGCGUUAUGUUACUGAUAUUAUUAAAAUAAUUUCAACACUGUGACUUGGACUGCCCAGUUCUACUACAAUACUAUUAUGUAGAGUUUCAAUUUUCUUGAGUGAAUCUCCGACUGGACUGUUGUGUACCAACGCCAGAUGUAUCAACAUAACCUCAAAGGAACAAAGAACAAUGCUACUCUAUUGUGAAUCUUACUGACGAUUUUGUUUUUUUCUCCAAUGCAUCUACCCUUGAAAAAUCUAUUUAUGCAGUCAAAGGCUGAUAAUAAUAAAAUUAAAAGAAUUGUGCAUAGAAAUAAACGCAGAUUGAUAAUAUUCAGUGAUUAACGGACUGAGGCUGUCAUUGUCCAAUCACCCAGGAAAUCAUUGUUUAACAUUGCGGACAUUAAAAAAAACGCACAGACCAAUUCGAAACGCUAGGAAUUCGUCGAUUUUAACUGACAGUCCACGAAAUGGUGCUCGGGUGAUAGUAAAAAAAAUAACGCUAAAAGGGUGGUGUGGAGCGUUUAAAUGUACGAUUGUACUCUCUAUUGAUAUCAAAUGAAAUGACCACAAGUCAUGGAUGUUCUCGAGACACGAUAGAGCGCUAUCAUCCCCUCCUUUACACCGUAACGGAUGGCCUUGUAUUCUCUCCCGAUACCGUGUGAUACUAUGAUUACCCAAAUCACUAUUGUUGUUUAAAAUGAUGUAUCAAUAAUGAACAGCCUAUCUUGGACGUUUUAUCAAUAAUUGUUGUUCAACUAUUUUUCAAGACUCAUUGUAUCGAGAAUAUCAAUUGUUUGGAAAUUCAUAAAUAACUACUUUAAAAGAUGUAAAAGUAUUAUUAAGUUUCCAUUCAAGCAGAGGUAAAAAAUAUAUACUAUUAGUGAUAUAAAAGAGAAGAGAGACAGAGUCAGAAAAAAGCUCAUACUGCAAAUAACGCUUACCGGCCAGAUGGGUUAAGCACAGUGGCGACUCGUUUCACACAUUGUAAAAUGGCGCCCAUGAAACCACAACGACAGCCAUUUGAAAAUCUUGAUGAAGGCCAGGGUCGUUGGUGGUUGAAAAUUACUGAAACAAAUAUUAAACUAGUAAUCAAUUAUCAAUUUAAAAUUCAAAGAACAUGAAUAGAAAGGAGUAUACUUAAAAUACAAUCUGAGUAUUUUUCUACUUUCGUAAUUCAGAAAUGAUUGGUAUAAAUCCCAUUAGAAAUUGUGAAUAGUGAAAAGAAUAUAUGUCCUGCCUUUUUCUAUGAUUUCUACAUUAUUUUAAUCAGAAAAAAAAACGAAAGAAUAUAAUAUUAAUUGACUAUUGAGAAUAUAUAAUAAAAGAAAAGAAGAGAAAUGAAUCUGGAUGGUGGAUAGUGGGGUUGCAGUGUUGCUGACAACCGAUCCAAGAGGUUCAUGUUAUGCCUCGUUGGAGUCAUUGAUGCCUCAGUGCACCAACACCAGUGAAAAUCAGUGAGGCGAAUUUGGUUGGUACCUGACAGACUUACAACAAGAGGAAUUGGGUUGAAGAGGAGGAGGUAGCGGAGGGACAUGUGAACAGGGUUGAAGCGACAAAUCUUUUGCACUAGUAAAUUGUACACUGUCGGAAGUCAAUUUGGCUGUGGAUGGAAGAACGAUAUACUGGAGUUGAGUUGAGCCAAGAUGAAGAUUUCCGGGGUGGAAGCUAGUGUACCCCUUUUAGGUGCUGUUGCACCACGCUGUGUCGUCAAGCAAGCCACUGUCAAACGCUGUGUUGCUGCAUUACUACUCAUUUCGGUUGGCAGUAUAUUUUACUAUACUCAUUACGUGAUUAGCAGUCCAUUAUCGAGCCUCAUUCACCGUGACACGAGACCAGAGCCAUCGAUAAGGUGUUCAACUUUAAAGGGAGCCACGAGACUGCCAGCAGCUCCAGAUCAUCGAAGCGAAGCCAGACUUAGAAUCGAUCCCAAAGUUUUGGUUUUCGUCGAGACAUUGUAUUCUCGAGUUGGAAGGGAAAUAGCUGAAUUACUUGUCUACAAUAGAAUCAAAUACAAAGUGGAAGUAACUGGAAAAUCAUUGCCAGUCCUGACAAACCUGGAUAAAGGAAGGUAUGGCGUGCUAGUAUUCGAAAACAUCAACAAAUAUUUACAGAUGGACAAGUGGAAUCGAGAAUUACUCGACAAAUACUGUCGUGAAUACUCAGUUGGUAUUGUUGGAUUUGCUCCACCGGGGGAAGAAAGUCUCGUUGGAGCUCAACUCAAGGGGUUCCCAUUAUUCAUUCACACUAACUUGAGACUUAAGGAUGCACAACUGAACGCUGUUUCACCUAUUCUGAGGCUGACGAGAUCCGGGGAAACUGCCUGGGGGUCGUUACCUGGAGGUGACUGGACGAUUUUUCAACCAAACCACAGCACGUAUGAACCGCUGGCAUGGGCGUACCGAGACAGUUUGGAUUAUACUAGCCAAAAAACACCACUUGCCACGGUCAUUCAGGAUCAUGGAAGGUACGACGGCAUUCAGAGAGUGCUGUUCGGUGGUGGCUUACGCUUCUGGCUUCACAAAUUAUUACUCUUAGAUUCGUUAUCCUACUUGUCACACGGACAAUUGAGUCUGAGUCUUAAUCGCAUGGUGUUAGUGGAUGUUGAUGAUAUAUUCGUCGGUGAAAAAAGUACGAGACUUAAAAAAGACGAUGUUCUUGCUCUUCUGGCGACACAACAAAGAAUUCAAACUCUUGUACCAGGUUUCAAAUUUAAUUUGGGGUUUUCCGGCAAGUAUUUCCAUCACGGUACAGUGGAGGAGAAUUUAGGAGACGAUAUGUUGCUCGAAAACGUCGACAGAUUUACGUGGUUUUCCCAUAUGUGGAACCAUCAGCAGCCCCAUCUUUACGAGAAUGUAACACAUUUACAAACGGACAUGGCACUUAACAAGCAAUUUGCCAAAGAACAUGGAAUUCCAACUGUUAGUGGUUACAGUGUAAGUCCUCAUCAUUCUGGAGUUUAUCCAGUGCAUGAAGGACUGUACGAGGCAUGGAAGAGAGUAUGGAACAUCAAAGUGACAAGUACAGAGGAGUAUCCACACCUGAGGCCUGCAAGACUGAGGCGUGGCUUCAUUCAUCGUAAUAUUAUGGUACUACCUCGACAAACUUGCGGCUUAUUCACACACACUAUUUUCAUCGAGAGAUACCCAGGCGGGAGAGAUAAAUUGGAUGAGUCCAUACAGGGUGGUGAAUUAUUUCAAACAAUUGUUUACAAUCCCAUUAAUAUUUUCAUGACGCACAUGUCCAAUUAUGGUAAUGAUCGUCUCGCACUGUAUACAUUUGAAUCAGUCAUUAAAUUCAUCCAAUGCUGGACAAAUUUACGGCUCUCGAGUGCUCCACCUCUUCAGUUAGGAGAAAGAUAUUUCCAACUCUAUCCAGAAGAAGCUGAUCCUGUCUGGGGUAAUCCCUGUGAUGAUCAGCGACACCAAAAAAUAUGGUCGCGGAAUAAAACGUGUGACCAAUUACCGAGAUUUCUCGUUAUUGGACCGCAGAAAACUGGUACCACAGCUUUGUAUACAUUUCUAUCAAUACAUCCAGCAAUUAGCAGCAAUUUACCGAGUCCCGAUACCUUUGAGGAAAUUCAAUUUUUCAAUGGUAAAAAUUAUUACAAGGGGCUCGAUUGGUAUAUGGGUUUCUUUCCAGCAUCGAAAAAUGAGAGCUCCCGCUAUCUAUUUGAAAAAUCAGCGACAUAUUUUGAUGGAGAACUUGUUCCAAGGAGAGCGCACGCUCUUCUGCCGAAAGCAAAAUUGAUAACGAUACUAUUAUCACCAGCCAGGCGAGCUUAUUCCUGGUAUCAGCACACACGAGUACACGGGGAUCCGGUGGCUAAUAAUUACACCUUUCACGCGGUAAUAACGGCAAGCGAUACAGCGCCAAAACCAUUAAGGGAUCUUCGGAAUAGGUGUCUAAAUCCGGGUAAAUAUGCUCAGCAUCUCGAAAGAUGGCUCUCUUAUUAUUUACCCCAGCAAUUGCACAUAAUUGACGGUGAACAGUUACGUCAGAAUCCAAUAGAGACGCUUCACGAGCUUCAGAGAUUUUUAAAAAUAACACCGGCAUUUAAUUACUCAACGCAUUUGCGAUAUGACCCAAAGAAAGGAUUCUUCUGUCAAGUAACUAAUGAAGAUCGGACAAAAUGCUUAGGGAAGAGCAAAGGUAGACAAUAUCCGCCGAUGGAAGACAGGUCGUACAAACUUUUGCAGAGGUACUACCUCUCUCAUAAUACAGCUCUAGUCAAGUUGCUGAAGAGAUUGGGAUCGAGAACGAUACCUCAAUGGUUGAAAGAUGAUCUUACUGACACUGUCAUGACCUAGCAAACGAUAAUUGGAUCAAUGAAAUUCACUAUCUCAUUGUCAACAAUUUCAGAGUCAUGGAGUUGGUCUUGGCAGCGGUGACGCUAAUAUAUUAAUUAUUUAACAUUCCACUGAACUUAUUGACACCCUGGGGCAUCGUCUACUCGGUGAGAUGAUUGCAGAGCCUAUUCAGUGAAUCGAGAACGCCCAAUGACGUCUAUGGAGCCAUAAUAAUAUUUAACAAACAAGCUAGUCGGUGAAAUUUUGGAGCUUGGAGAAUUUUCUAAUUGAGCGAAAUGAGCAAAUUGUGUCAGAAUCGGAUGGAAUAUCUCCAUGAUAAAUUCAUUCAAACAAUCAUUUUGAAGUAACGCUGUUUUUUUUUUCUUUUUUUUUUUACUUCCGAAUAAAAACAUUAUUCGUUCUUGGCAUAUUUUUUCUACUAUUAUUUUUUUCCUUGUAAAAAAUACUAUAUUAAACCGAAAAAAUCAGUGUUACUAUGAUGAACAGACCCUAGUUAACAAGUGGUGAGCAUAAACUCUCAUUCCGUUUUGAAAUGACAAAAUUUUUCAAAGUGGCAAAACUUCAGCAUCUUCAUAAGAUUGUUAAUAAUAUUUAGAGAAACAAAAAAUACAACAAAUCGGCUGACAUUGACUGGUUUACUGGACCAAAGGAGUCGAUUGAAUAAUUAAAAUUGGCAAUGGAAAUUUUUAGUAUCAUAAUCAGAUCAUAAAUGAAUGUCAUUCUAAAAAUUAUUAUAAAAGUUUAUAUUUCUUUACGAAGAAAUUUUACAAGAAGAAAAAAAAAUAAUGUCGGGCACUUAUAAUAAUUCUAUGUAUAUUUUGACAAUAUUGCAAGUGAGUUUGCGUCCAUCCUUGUACAUUAACAGACGCAUACUUUCACGUCAAAGCGGUAUAAAAUGUUUUUUUUUUUUAUAUAAUUUAAUAUUAAUUCAUGUUAUAUUUUUUAUUUAUGAAUAAACGUCCAUUGUACAGUAAAAGAAAAUCUACAUAAAUGUUUACUUCGCUUAAAAAUUGUAUAGAACUUAUGCAACUGCUCGCCACGAAAAAUUAAAUAAAAAAGGAAACAUUGUAAUCAUUAAAUAUUUGUUAUAUGAGUUGUGAACGUUCCUCCCAAUUUUUUAUUUUUUAAAUAAUUCAAUCAAUCUAUGUUUUGUCGAUGUUAUGGCGAGAAGAAACAAAAUUUAACGAAAGAACAUGUAUAAAAUUUAUUGUUGUCAGUGAGAAACGAGAGCAGCACUUUUCUGUUAUUCCUCGUUAUCAGACGUGCCAUUUAAUGCCAGUAUUGUAAAUAUUGCCAGUUCUACAUUAUUGAAAAACCCCUGGGAGAAUCAUUUGUUAAAUUAUAGAUCCGAUCGUUAAUUUCUGAGAACGAUUAACUCCAUUGUCAUCUGACAAUAAACAAACAGUGAAUCAAAAGAUUAUGAAAAGAACUGAAUAAAUACUUCCCUUCGUUAUUUAACUUGCGAUUGCUCUAUUGUAAUAUAUUGUAAUAAUAAUUGUAUGAAUAUAUAAAUAUUAAGUUCUAAUAAAAAAAUAUGGGAAAAUCAUAUUAA
Diachasmimorpha longicaudata is the source of this 6093-nucleotide messenger RNA. It is a transcript of the gene sfl, whose product is annotated as bifunctional heparan sulfate N-deacetylase/N-sulfotransferase. Gene Ontology annotation, cellular component: Golgi apparatus. Gene Ontology annotation, molecular function: heparan sulfate N-sulfotransferase activity; deacetylase activity. Lineage: Eukaryota; Metazoa; Arthropoda; Insecta; Hymenoptera; Braconidae. Bases 1878 to 4541 code for a protein of 887 amino acids. The transcript has 10 exons. The record is from RefSeq and is a predicted model, not a curated record.